This is a messenger RNA of Gekko japonicus, 2925 nucleotides long. It is a transcript of the gene WBP2, whose product is annotated as WW domain binding protein 2. Gene Ontology annotation, molecular function: transcription coactivator activity; chromatin DNA binding. The transcript has 8 exons. Gene Ontology annotation, cellular component: nucleus. Gene Ontology annotation, biological process: positive regulation of DNA-templated transcription. Lineage: Eukaryota; Metazoa; Chordata; Lepidosauria; Squamata; Gekkonidae. Bases 84 to 869 code for a protein of 261 amino acids. The record is from RefSeq and is a predicted model, not a curated record.
UGCGGCUGCGUAGCGUAGCCUCGCACCAUCAAUCCCCUGCGUUUGGCCGUAGCGGGGGAAGGGUCCGGAGUGCCUUCGCGGAGAUGGCGUUAAACAGGAAUAAUUCGGAGGAAGGUGGGGUUAUCGUCAAUAACAGUGAGAGUGUUUUGAUGAAUUAUAAUCACAUUGAAAUAACGUUCCAUGAUAUGGAGCAUAUGCCAGAUGCAUUCAAAGGGACCAAGAAGGGGAGUGUCUUCCUGACCCCAUAUCGCGUGAUCUUUGUGUCUAAAGGAAAAGAUCUGAUGCAGUCUUUCAUGAUGCCCUUUUAUUUGAUGAAAGAUUGUGAGAUUAAACAGCCAGUUUUUGGAGCAAAUUACAUCAAGGGUUCAGUGAAGGCAGAAGCAGGAGGUGGUUGGGAAGGAUCGGUAACAUUCAAAAUGACGUUCUCAGCUGGAGGCGCCAUUGAAUUUGGACAGCGUAUGCUUCAAAUGGCAUCUCAAGCUUCAAGAGGCGAGGUCCCCAAUGGAGCUUAUGGUUACUCAUACAUGCCAAAUGGGGGUUAUACCUUUCCACCCCUUGCUACCAAUGGAAUGCACCCUUAUCCUCCUGCGGGGUAUCCUUACCCACCACCUCCUGCAGAGUUCUAUCCUGGUCCCCCAGUAGAUGGAGCCAUGGGAUACAUGCAGCCUCCGCCACCUCCCUAUCCUGGGCCCAUGGAACCGCCUGCCUCAGGCCCAGGCCUUCCCUCUACUCCAGCAGUUGAAGCUAAGGCUGCAGAAGCUGCUGCAAGUGCUUAUUACAGCCCAGGCAACCCACACAAUGUCUACAUGCCCAUGGACCAGCCUCCUCCUCCUCCUUACUAUCCACCAGAGGACAAGAAAACUCAGUAAACCAGCCACCUCUCAUUGCUUCCUUAUUUCCAUUUGGCUAAAUGUUGAUCAGGGAUAUGAUAGUGAUAAGGAGAGUCUGGUUUCCCUCCUGUACAUGUAACUUCCAUAAGCAGCAGUGGUAGAUACGUGUGCCAUCAGGAAAGAUUUUAAAGUUCCUUGGAUUAUCCCCUUCUAUGUGAAUCGUGCUCCAUGCUGAUGAAUAACAAAGGGAAAAAUUUUGUUCUUCCUCUCCUCUUGAUUUUUCUCCUAUCCUGGACAAAGACUUCUUCAAACUGAAAAUCCACUAACAGAUAGUGGAAUGGGAUUGUUGGCACCUUGUUGCAUUGAUCAGCUCUUGCAUGGUGAAACUUUGGAAGAAAACUGACUCUUUGAUCUGUUGAUCAGCUUCAGUGCAUGAACUCUGCCAUAUUGCAAAAGGAAAUGCACUGAUCUCCUGACAAGAACACCCAGUGGCAUGUACUUAGAACACUGGUUCUACUAUGGACCCUGAGAUUUUCUGCCUCUUCUUCCACAGGAUGCAUACAUAGUGGCUUCUAUGCAUCAUUAAUUAAUUUUGAACAUUUCUAUCCAGCCACUUCCACAUCUUGAGUAUUUUGUUCUUUAUAGCAAAACGAUGGCUGUAUCUUUUGGGCCAGUAAAGCACCUGAGCCUGUACGGUGAACUUUGUAGAUGGGUUGUCUGGACUCCUUCCGAAUGUCUGAAGGAAGAAGGUAGCUUACAUCUUUUGACUGUUUAAAGCACUUAUUUAUGUGUUUGUUUUUAUCCCAAGUAUCCUGUAUAGGAGCCUUUUCCCUGUAGCUGCAUGGAGCUCAACAGCCAUCACUUCUCCUUCAGGCAAGCAGCAGAUUGCCUUACAAUGAUCCCCUCUAGCUGUAACGUUAAUGUUAGUGAAUGCCAUACAUAGCAAAACCAUGAGAAGUGGUUGGCCAGUAAACCUGUGCUGUGGUUCCUGUUUUUCCUGCACUGACUUGUGGGGAGGGGAAAAUGGGGAGAAUAUUAAAGAUCCAUCUUGUGUGUUUGUGAGGGCAGUCCUUGGGCACACAUCUGGCUCCCAAAGACCUCAGAAACCUGUCAUGCUUAGGUUUAUGCACUCUAGUCAGGAGUCUGCCUGCAUGCACAGACACUUCGAAAGCUGCUAUAAUUUCAUCAGUGUCACUUCUGAUUUAUACAGGAAUCAAAUUUAAGCCUGACUUGUACGCAUUCUCCCAUCCUUUCUGGACAUCUUGUAACUUGGGAUAGUACAAGUGUUUGAAAUUUCAGCUUUCUGGAUUGCUAACUUCCUGAGCCAGUGCAGGAAGCUUCGGCUCCUCCCAAAGUCACUUUGAUGCUGGGUCUCGGGCACUGAUUGAGACAACUCUAAUUUGUUCCAGCUGUGGGCACAUGGCAGCUCUGUUCCACUCAGCAGGGAAUGCCAACUGCUUCUUGUUGUUGUUGCAGAGACAUCCCAAGGGUGAUGGGAGUGGAAGGUCGCAUCAGCUGCCAAGAAUAUGGCAAAGCAGGAUGGCUUAACUUCAUGCCUUUGCAGUGCUAGAUUCUUGCCUCCCUGACUUAGCUGUGGAUUUUGUUUUGAGUAACAUUGCUGACCUUGUGAGUUUCCAGGGGAUGGAGAUGCAAAGUUCUUUGUUCAGAAUGUCCCUAUUUGCAUUGAUCUCGGUUAGCAGCCAUUGCUGCAGGAUCAAAUGACAGCCAUGUAGAUGAGAGCUUUGCGUUCGCACAGGAUGCAAGUCCUGGGGGUGUUGCAGAGCUAGAGCUCAAAAACUUCCUACAGUAGUGGGAGCUUUCUGAAAUUCCAGCAAUGCAGUUUGCCUGGCAAUUAAGGCAGUCCUUAGCUUGGUUUCCCAAAUGCUUUCUAACUGAUAAGUGUUGAUCUCCCUAGACUCUCUCUGUCUCUCUCCACCUCAUGCACUGACUUUUUUCUUAGAUCUGCUAAUUAAACUGCAGUGAUGUAAAGAAAUAGUUAUAUGAAGAACUGGUAUGUAUUUUAGGGGAGAUUAUUACUAUCUGACAGCUGUGAAGCACUUCUUUUGAAUGCAAGGCUCUCUUUUGAUUUGCUAAG